AUGGCGGAGGGCAAUGGAGAGAUACCCAUUGAAGAAGUAUCUGGGAAGGACUCCGAUGUUGGCCGGACACCAGAUUACCGCAAACUCAUUGACUAUGGCUUGGAUUCUAAGGUAGCAGCCAAGCUCGACGACAUUUAUAAGACUGGAAAGCUAGCGCACGCUGAACUUGAUGAGCGUGCGCUAGACGCCUUAAAAGAAUUUCCAUCCGACGGUGCUUUAAGUGUUCUUGGACAAUUUUUAGAUUCAAAUCUUGAGCAUGUAUCUAAUAAAAGUGCUUAUUUAUGUGGAGUCAUGAAAACCUAUAGACAGAAAAGCAGAGCGGGCGUGCAAGGCGCGCCUGCGCUGUCUUCCACUGUCCAGGUAAAGGGACCCGACGAAGAGAAGAUCAAACAAAUAUUGGCCCGGACCGGGUACACGUUAGAUGUCACCACAGGUCAACGCAAGUACGGCGGGCCGCCGCCCGGGUGGGAAGGUGGCACGCCGGGCUCUGGCUGCGAGGUGUUCUGUGGCAAAAUCCCUAAGGACAUGUAUGAAGACGAGCUUAUCCCGCUGUUUGAGCGAUGUGGUACCAUCUGGGACCUACGCCUAAUGAUGGAUCCAAUGACGGGUACCAACCGCGGCUACGCCUUCGUGACGUUCACGACUCGUGAGGCCACACAACGUGCCGUCCAGGAGCUCGAUAACCAUGAAAUUAAAGCAGGGAAGACUCUGAGAAUUAAGAUUAGCGUACCGAAUCUGCGACUUUUCGUCGGCAACAUUCCCAAGUCUAAAGGCAAAGAGGAGAUACUGGAAGAGUUUGGUAAAUUAACAGCUGGGCUCGUCGAAGUUAUAAUAUAUAGUUCGCCCGAUGAUAAGAAGAAAAAUAGAGGAUUUUGUUUUUUGGAAUACGAGUCUCACAAAGCGGCGUCACUAGCUAAACGUAGACUUGGCACUGGUAGAAUAAAGGUAUGGGGCUGUGAUAUAAUAGUGGACUGGGCAGAUCCUCAAGAGGAACCUGACGAGCAAACGAUGAGUAAAGUGAAGGUGUUGUACGCACGGAACCUGACACAGGAGAUAACAGAAGAUGCACUAAAGGAAGAAUUCGAGCGCUACGGGACCGUCGAGCGCGUCAAGAAAAUUAAGGAUUACGCGUUUGUUCACUUCGAGGACCGGGACUGUGCAGUCAAAGCAAUGCAAGAGUUGGAUGGAAAAGAGAUGGGAGGCGCUCGCCUGGAGGUGUCGCUGGCAAAACCGCCCUCCGACAAGAAGAAGAAGGAAGAGAUAUUGCGUGCUCGAGAGCGUCGCAUGAUGCAGAUGAUCCAUGGACGUGGCGGAUUCGAUUGGUGCAGCUGCUCGCCGGUACUGCGCGGCCGCACGCCUCAGCCCCAGCCGCGCCCGCCGCAGGCGCGCGGUGACUACGAUUAUGAUUACGACUAUUACGGGUACGGUGAUUACCGAGGUGGCUACAAUGAGCCAUUUUACCGGUACGAUGAGUUCUAUUUUGAUUACGCGGGGCCACCGCAACCGUCCGCCGUCCGCCAGCCUACCAACAGACCGCAACCGGACGACGAGCUCGGGCUAGGGCCCAACUCGCUUUACUACGAUCUAACCGGAGGCAUUCAGGCUGGGUCAUGUGGGACGGGCGGUCGAUGGGCGCGUCGCGCGGCGGCGGCGCCGGCGUCCGCGGCUGGGGCCCGUGGUGGUGCGCGCCGCGCCGCGCGUGGCCGCCGCACGCCCAGCGCCAUGCGUGGCAAUCCCCGCGCCAAGCCAAGUUUACCAGAGCAAAAUUCUAAAUUUCGAACAAAGACAUUGGACUCUUCUCUCGGUCGAUUGUACGAAUAUCACGAUCCUGAAACCUUUUCCUUUUAUUUCAGCGUGUUUGAUGGUUUGCGUGUAAUCUGGAUUAAUGCAUUGUAUAUCGGUAAACGUAAACACGACGGGGGCCACCAGAACGUCGGGGGGGAGUGCAAGCGGCGGGUGGGCGCGGGCGGGGUGGGCGCGGGGUGGGGCGGCGGCGCGCUGGCGCAGCAGCCGCUGGGCAGCUAG
Arctia plantaginis is the source of this 2025-nucleotide messenger RNA. Lineage: Eukaryota; Metazoa; Arthropoda; Insecta; Lepidoptera; Erebidae. The record is from the annotation of a GenBank genome assembly.